Molecule: messenger RNA, 372 nt
Organism: Balaenoptera ricei (Rice's whale)
Lineage: Eukaryota; Metazoa; Chordata; Mammalia; Artiodactyla; Balaenopteridae
Gene: PMIS2
Product: PMIS2 transmembrane protein
Exons: 3
Coding region: 1-372 (123 amino acids)
Cellular component (GO): membrane; intracellular membrane-bounded organelle
Source: RefSeq, a predicted model, not a curated record
AUGAUAUUGCAUGCUGACAAGAAGACAAAGAAUGAUCCUUUCAAACCCUGGGACUGGAAGUGUGACUUGGUGAGGCCUUUGCGGAAGCAUCACGGCGCCCCACCUGACGAAGCUAAGCCACAAGGGCCUGUACAGACACCAGAAGAACUGGCAUUUUAUGCCCCGGAUUACUUGUGUAUGACCGUCAUAGGCAUACUUCUUUUCCCUCCCCUGGGACUACCAGCAGCCUUCUUCUGUCACAAGACCAAGGAGGCCAACAAGAACAGCGAUUGGGAAGAGGCUUAUAUCAACUCAGGCCGAACUGGUUGGCUGGAUGUAUUCGCUAUACUCAUCGGUUUAGGCAUCAUUUAUUACUAUGCCCUAUUUGUGUGA